Messenger RNA from Racocetra fulgida, 312 nucleotides. The record is from the annotation of a GenBank genome assembly. Lineage: Eukaryota; Fungi; Glomeromycota; Glomeromycetes; Diversisporales; Gigasporaceae.
AUGCAAACUCAAGGUGAUGCAGAAUUAGAACAAAUAGUAAACGAAAAAAAUGUGCUUGAGAUAGAGAAUGCAAGAUUAAAGCAAACUUUAAAAGAUUAUGAAGUUAGAUUUGCUAAACUGGAGCAGAACGAUAAAGAAAAGACUAUCCAUAUUGCAAAGUUAGACAAUGAAAUUAAGGAAAUUAAACAAUCUUCAGUUAAUACCACCUCUACCGAAAUAGAAAAUUCCAACGAUACUCCCGAACAAAUCGACUUACAAAGAUGCUUCAGCAUCCGAUAUAUCCGUUAUUACUUCAAAUUCAGAUAUAUCUGA